This is a messenger RNA of Closterium sp. Yama58-4, 909 nucleotides long. NCBI's taxonomy places the organism in Eukaryota, Viridiplantae, Streptophyta, Zygnematophyceae, Desmidiales, Closteriaceae. The record is from the annotation of a GenBank genome assembly.
AUGUAUGCGCUCUCGGCCCGUACACGCAUUGCGCUGGGGAAGCAGACUUGGCUAAGCGGCAGUGCAGAGCUAAGCACUCUUGCAGGCCUGGCGGCAGCUCUUCAGGGCAAGAUGAUGGGACGACAAAGGAGGGAAGGCGGUGCUGUGGCAGGGAGUUUCAGAGGCUUUGUCUCGCUGCGUCAUAAGAUGAAAGGUCACGACUUGAUAGCGCGAGCAGCGUGGGGCGAGCAGUGUGUGGACCGUUUUGGCCGCUACUGGACGCUGCCCCGUGCGCUCUCCCUGGACUUCGCCUCCCUCGUCUCAAGGGAAGGGCUGCGCUACCGCUUCGGUUUGCAGCACGUUGGAGGGAAGCCAGAGGAGAGUUUAAAGCCAGGCCACGGGGUCUCGUUGGUGGUGCCGUGGGGGGCGAAGGCAGGCACGCGGGCACAGGCAGGCAUGUCGCUGGAGGGGAAAGUCACCGUGUGGAAGGACCGAUCGGUAACUGCACAGCUGGGCAUGUUUGAGCGGGCUCUCUUCGACCACACUCUUCUCAAUGCCACGCUCACCUGCGGUUCCCUCUCUGCUGCCGGCUACAACCUCUCGAAACCUGCGUCCGCCACGUCAGCGCCGGCGCCGGAUGCCACGUCAGCAGUGGCGUCGGGUGCCACGUCAGCAGGCUGGAGGAGAGAGGAGCGGGGUGCUCCGACGCUCUCGCUGUCGUUUCAACAACAGAUAUUUGGACCAGUGAGGGGUCGCUGGGAUGCCUGCAUGGGUGUUGAUGCCAAGGCUCCCCUCGCUGCUCCCACCUUGCUCGACUCAACCUAUGCCCUCGAUUGCUCCCUGGAGAGGCUCGGAGCUGCCAGGCUUGUCGUCUGGUAUUCCCCAACCAGACGGGAAGGCAUGGCGGAGGUUCGGUUGCUGGACCGGUAG